Dimorphilus gyrociliatus is the source of this 932-nucleotide messenger RNA. Lineage: Eukaryota; Metazoa; Annelida; Polychaeta; Dinophilidae. The record is from the annotation of a GenBank genome assembly.
AAGAUUUACACUUUGACCCAACAUACCAAAGGAACUCGAGUUCAUCAUAACUAUCUCGAUCAUUGGAGAAGUACUAGCUAACUUUAGCUGCAAAUUUAAAAGGGGUAAGUUUAUUUAAAAAGUUAAAGUUAGCAUUAAUCGAAUAGGUCUAUUAUUUUAUGCAAAUACAUGCAGAUAAAAAAAAGCAAGUGACGGUGUAGUUUAACUAUUCUCCCAUCUGUUGAAUAAUGGAAUCUGUUAGCGUUGACCCAGCCAAAAUAACAGCUUUUCGCGAAGCUUUCCUUAAAGAGAAGGCCGACGCUAUUAAAAACGACGAAUAUGACCAGAGAGACAUUGAUAGAAUGAAUAACGAUGACGAUUAUGUAUCUUGCUUUGUGAAAUCUGGAAAAACUGAAGGAGAUCCCGUAAAAGGUGUUCAGCUGUUCCACGACGUUUUCACUUAUAGAAAACAAAUGAACAUAUGGGAUUUGAAACGUGAAGAUAUCAAUCCUGAAUUAUUGGAAAAAGAGAUUUUCAUGUACAAGAAUGUUGACAAUAAAGGACAAAAGUUGUUUCAUUUCCAAGUGGGCAAACACGCCAAAGGAACGUUUACUGAUGAGAUCAAGAAGUUAUUGGCUUUGCUUAUGGAUGAAUUUCAUAGAGAGAAUGCUGGAAAGAAUUGUUUUGUUCUCAUCUUUGAUUUUACUAAUUCCGGAUUAAGCAACGCUGACUUGGAAAUUGUCAAGUACGUUAUUAGCUGUGUAACUGUCUACUUUCCAAGAAUAGUUGACUACAUUCUACUCUUUGAAAUGCCAUUCCUUUUGGGUGCCGUAUGGAAGAUUGUUCAAGCCUGGUUGUCGGCUGAACAAAAGAAGUUUAUCAAGUUUGUCAAAAAGUCCGACAUUAAGCAGUACAUAGACGAAGAUAAUUUAGAAGAUCACAUGAAAAAGUAG